This is a messenger RNA of Exserohilum turcica Et28A, 354 nucleotides long. RefSeq lists its product as uncharacterized. The transcript has a single exon. The record is from RefSeq and is a predicted model, not a curated record. The coding region runs from base 1 to 354 and encodes 117 amino acids. Lineage: Eukaryota; Fungi; Ascomycota; Dothideomycetes; Pleosporales; Pleosporaceae.
AUGCCGCGCUUCUUCCUCAAGCGCAUCUUCACCGACCACCUCUUCCGCAGAGACGCAGCACCAACACCAGAUGUAAGCGACAAUAUCCAGCGCUCGCGCCGUGUGCUGGUGCGCCCCUCGACCACAAAUCUAUACGACCAGUCGGCGCUGCUCGACGCCCAGCUGCACGCCGAUGAGCUGCGCGCCCUGCGAGACGUCGAUAGCGUUGCUGGCACUAGCGAUGUGCAUGGCGCUGAGCAGCAUCCGGUUCUAGAGGAAACGAAACGCGAAAAUGCUGGGCUGGGCCUGGGGCAUAGGCACAGGCAGACGCGUGUGAGGAGGCGGUUGAGUAAGAGACAUCGGAUGCCUGUUUAA